UUUUGCUGUAUCUAUUCUUUGCAUGCGUUACUGUAAAUGGAGAAAACUCAAGUCAUUGUUAGCGAGAGCGAUCCGUAUAGUUGGGUGCAUGAAAAUGUUAGGUGUCACUCUUCUUACUUUAAUGAUGUGGAGUCAGUAGGGGUUCUUGGUUCUAACGUAUGGGUUCGGGAAGGGAGUGAAGUUAAAAUUGAGGUGCUUCCGUGUGGGGUUGAUGAUCGUGUUUGUGAAAAAAUUUGUGACUGGUCCUAUUUCUAUGUUUAUAGUUGUGUUCUUACAGAGCUUGGAGUUAGGUUUCCUUUUACCGAUUUUCAAUGUGGUGUAUUGCGUUGGUUGAACUGUGCUCCAUCACAGUUACACCCUAAUUCCUGGGGUUUUGUUAGAGCGUUCGAGGUGUUAAUGGAUUUUCUGGGGCAAGCUCCUUCUCUGAGGGUGUUUUUUUCUCUAUUUCAAGCUAAGGGUGUUCGUAGGGGUUUGUGGGUUAACCUAAGUAGCCAUCCUGGUAGGUCCCUUUUCGCGUUGUACAAAUCUUCUUUCAAAGAUUUUAAGAAAAUGUUCGUGAAGGUUAGGAGUAUUCCUGAACAAUUUCCCUUUUUUAUUAAUGAGACAUUGGAAGAGAGGUUUCCUAUUUCGUGGUGUUCGGAAACGGUACAGGUUUUAGAUGUGGAAGAUCGGUGUCCUAGUGAUAAUGACAUUUUGGAGUUUUUAGUUAGUGAAAUGGAUUCUAAAGAAUUGUUAUCUGUUGCUGAACUUCUAAAAUGGGAUUCUGAUGAGCAAUCAGUAUUGGAUUACCUAGGUAAAGCUUUUUCAAAAAAAUGGAAAAUGGCUUCUUGUUCUAUUAUGUUUUUAAUAGCAUGUUCUGUUUUUUUUUUGUUUUGUUAGGUGAGAAGGUUCCUACUAUUACUUCGGCUGGUUUGAAAACAUUUUUUAAUCAAAGAAAAAAGGCUGAAAAAGAAAGUUCGACUACUAAUGUUGAUAAAGAGGUCGGAGGUGGAGUUAUUCAAUCAGAACUUCAACCUAGAGUGAAAAGGAAAAGAGUAGGGCCAACGAAAGGGACUAACCUGGGUACCUUAAAGAGUGAUGACAGGGUAAAAUUUGAGUUGAUAGAAUCUUCAUAUAAGUCUCAAGAAGAGCUUCAUGGGUACUGUGUUGAUGAUCACGCCAAGUCUUUGUGGAGCAAACUGUUUCCGUUUGUCACUCUCUCUGAACAGUUUGGUCAAUUUCCUGUUGAUGUUGAGAUGAUCAACAGGAUUGGUUCGGUUGGUGUUAGUCGCUUUUUACAGGUAAUCGGGGCUCGGCUUGUGUCUAUUGGGCGGACACAGGAGGUUGCUUUAGAAACAGAAAAGAAGAAUGUUGUCGUUGUUAAUGAACUAACAAGAACUAUAGAGGAAAAGGAAAAGUUGGUGGAGGAACUUUCCUCUUCUUUGAGAUUAAAAGGGUCUGAGGUUGAGAAUCUUCAAAGCCGGCAAGAAUCCCUUGAAGAGGAAAUAAAGGAUCUGAAGACUCGUAAUGACCAGUUGGCUGCUCGUGUUGGAGAAUUGGAGAUGGAGGUGUAUGAGUCGUUUGCUCAAGGUUUUGAAAGAUCGGUGGCCCAGGUUAAAGUAUUGUUUCCUGAAGUUGAUGUAGAGAAACUGGAUGCUACCAAGAUUGUUGUUGGAGGAAAGUUAGUUGAUGAUGAGACUCCAGCUGAAGAGUUAAUAGAGGAUUCCAGUAUCGGAGAAAAAGAUGAUUGAAUAUGUUAUUUUUUUGUUUUGU
This is a messenger RNA of Arachis ipaensis, 1752 nucleotides long. The record is from RefSeq and is a predicted model, not a curated record. NCBI's taxonomy places the organism in Eukaryota, Viridiplantae, Streptophyta, Magnoliopsida, Fabales, Fabaceae.